This is a messenger RNA of Rosa rugosa (rugosa rose), 3218 nucleotides long. Its product is annotated as serine/threonine-protein kinase BLUS1. NCBI's taxonomy places the organism in Eukaryota, Viridiplantae, Streptophyta, Magnoliopsida, Rosales, Rosaceae. The record is from RefSeq and is a predicted model, not a curated record. Gene Ontology annotation, molecular function: ATP binding; protein serine/threonine kinase activator activity; protein kinase activity. Gene Ontology annotation, biological process: protein phosphorylation. The transcript is spliced from 21 exons. Bases 845 to 2848 code for a protein of 667 amino acids.
AAAAGAGAAAAAAAAGGGAGAAAAAAAAAACGGCGAAAAGAUUCGAUCUGAAGACAGUUGGAUAUAGAGAGAAACAGAUAGAUAGAAUAAGAGAGGCAAUCGAGGGGACUUGAAUCGACCAAAAUUUGAGCUGAAUCGCGACGACGUCGUUUUAUAGCGCAGCAGCAGAGGGAGGGUUUCUUCCAAGUCUAUUUCUUUCUGAAUCUUUGUCACAACUCAGAUUCACUUCCGGACCUUCUUCUUCGUCUCUUACCGAAACGAAACGAAACGAGGCUCUACUGGCGCCGCUGAUCAUCAUCAUCAUUUUCACAGGUUUUCUUUGCUUGUUUUGUACUAAGACAUCCAUCAUCAUCAUCAUCAUCAGGAUGCACCUUAUAUGACAGACAUUUCAGUUGGUAUUGUGAGAGUUGCACACUGUUAGUCUGCACUUAUUGCCAAAUUUACCAUAUAUAGCAUUGCGAGCUUUCAGUGCUAAGUCUUCUAGAAGUGGUUGAGAGUGAUACUUAUUCUUUUGCUUAGGGUCGCGUGCCUGAUUUAGUGGUAUUAAGUAAUUGUUAGCUUUUUCAAGGAUCUUCAUUGUUGAAAAUUAGAGAUGGUUUGUCAAUGCUGUAUAUAGCUAGUGUUGGUUUACGGUUCCCAUAAGUUGAAACUUCUGCUGAAAAAGAAUACCGAUGAACUUGCUGAAUGUAUCAACUAUUUUGUGUUGAACGAAGGGAAAAUGCUACCAAAUUGGAAGAUGCCCCAUUCUAGUUUGAUGCUAAUCUCUUUGGGGCUCACUCUAUUUGUCUUCUUUGAGAAAUCCAGAAGUAAAGAGGGUCUAAACAGUGUGAUAUAAGAACAAAUCAUGGAGCAAGUAUCAGAGAAAAGAUUUCCUUUGGAUGCAAGCGAGUAUAAGUUAUAUGAAGAAGUGGGUGAAGGUGUUAGUGCUAGUGUGUACAGAGCACUCUGCGUACCGCUUAAUGAGAUAGUUGCUAUCAAGGUUCUUGAUCUGGAAAAAUGCAAUAAUGACCUGGAUGGUAUCCGACGGGAGGUACAUACAAUGACUUUGAUCAAUCAUCCAAAUCUAUUACGAGCACAUUGUUCGUUCACAGCUGGCCACAGCCUUUGGGUUGUCAUGCCAUAUAUGGCUGGGGGGUCCUGCCUUCAUAUAAUGAAGACUUCGUUUCCUGAAGGUUUUGAAGAGCCUGUUAUUGCAACUCUAUUGCAUGAGGUCCUCAAAGCUCUUGUUUAUCUUCAUGCUCAUGGCCAUAUCCAUAGAGAUGUGAAGGCUGGGAAUAUAUUGAUCGAUUCUAAUGGUGCAGUCAAGUUAGCUGACUUUGGUGUAUCUGCAUGCAUGUUUGAUACUGGAGAUAGACAACGUUCCAGAAAUACUUUUGUUGGAACUCCUUGCUGGAUGGCUCCUGAAGUUAUGCAGCAAUUGCAUGGAUACGACUUCAAAGCAGACAUCUGGUCAUUUGGAAUAACAGCACUCGAACUUGCCCAUGGACAUGCCCCAUUUUCCAAGUACCCACCAAUGAAAGUUUUGCUGAUGACUUUACAAAAUGCACCGCCAGGCCUUGAUUAUGAAAGAGACAAAAGAUUUUCUAAGUCUUUCAAAGAGCUGGUAGCUGCUUGCUUAGUGAAGGAUCCAAAGAAACGUCCCACUUCUGAAAAGCUUUUGAAGCACCAUUUUUUCAAACAUGCACGACCAGUUGAUUAUCUAUCUCGUACCAUCCUUGAUGGCCUCUCUCCAUUAGGAGAUCGUUUUAGGAUUCUGAAGGCAAAAGAAGCUGAUCUUCUUGUGCAGAAUAAGGCUCUCUAUGGGGAUAAGGAACAUUUGUCGCAGCAAGAGUAUAUCCGAGGAAUCAGUGCCUGGAAUUUCAACCUUGAAGAUUUAAAAAAUCAGGCUGCCCUUAUUCAGGAUGAUGGCACGCCACAUGAAGGGAGUAAGGAGCAAAGUGACAGCUAUGAAGAUGUUAAUUUUCCAACAGAGAGGUCGACGGUUGAAAUGGCAAACCAGUCAAAUGCUGCAUCUAAUCAGGAGGAUGGCUUUGACGAGCUUCAUGAUUUGGACGGCUCACUUGCGUCAUUUCCUAUUAAACCUCUUCGAGCACUCAAAGGCUGUUUUGAUGUUUGUGAGGAGGAUGCGAGUGCGACUAGUCCUACAACCAUUAUUCAAGAAAAUGGAAGAAGUGGGGGUGAGACUUCAGGGAAAAGUAGUUCUUUAUCACGUCAUGAUAUCCCUGAGCCUAAGAAGUUCAUGAGUGGUUCAUUACUCCCGGAUAAUGUGCUUUCUUCUAAAAAGGUUAUUGGUGAAGGGGAGAGGGAUCAUCUACAAUCAAAACAUCAACCUGAACGGAACUUUAGUGGUCCAUUGUUGUAUCGUCAAAAGAGAGAUGCCAAUAACCCUACAUCUGCUGAGGAUAUGUCUGAAGGAGCAGUUGUGCAGCGUAAGGGGCGCUUCAAGGUCACUUCAGCAGACCUCAGUCCCAAGGGUUCUUCAAAUAGCUUCUUUAGUCCUGUUUCUGGAGGUUCAAGUAGUCCACCAUCCUCAAAUGUUACAGCUGCCACUGUUCUCCCAUCACUACAAUGCAUGCUGCUGCAAAACACCUCGCAAAGGGAGGAAAUAGUAAAAUUGAUCAAAUAUGUUGAACAGACCUCCGGUAUGCAAGGAGAGAUAACCGAUGUAAGCACCAGUGACCUUUUGCAGAUACCUCCUGCUUCCUGUAGGGAGAGAGAGUUGCAAUCUCUGGUGAUUAAUCUGCAACAGAGUGUUGGGAAUCUUGUUGAACAAUUACAAAGACAGAAGAUGAAAAAUGCCCAGUUAGAAAGACAAUUGAAUGCCUUGGCCAACAAAGACAAGAUAUGAGAAACAGAAGUGAAGUGUGAUGGGGAUGUCGUGUCAUGUCAUGUGCAAAGUCCACAGCUGCCACCCAAACAGUUUCGGCUAACAGAUGGAAACUUUUACAGAAAGAAAAUGGAGCGUGAUGGCGCUGUUGUGGCCAUUGGCGGGAUGAUUUCUUUGGUGCCAGUGAUGUUACAUGGAGUCUGCAAGAUUCUUCUGAAUUAUAGGAGCAAUUUUUAUUAUUUGUUUUUUGGUGGGUUGUAUUCUAGUGUAACAUAUGUGUGAAUGUGUGUUAGUGCAGUUAUUCAAAUUUUGAGAAUCCUAUUUCCUGAAUCUCAUUGUGUAACAUAAUUUAUUGACCCGAUCUUGUAAAUUAUUUUGCAUUUCAGUUCUC